UAUGUGCUGCACCUACAAUCAGUGCGGCUUCUUCCAUUCGUUUUUGGUUCUACGUUACGUCGUUUGUGUGAAUGAUUCUCACAGGGAUCAAACCAUAUUAUUUUCAUUAUUUUGCGCUAGUACUUAUCGAGAAUAGAGUACUAAAGUUGCAAAUAAACUAUUGAGAAAGAUUGAGGUUAUAGAGAAAUGGAGCCAGAAUCAAGGCGUAAAGGUCCAAGAAGCCCUAGUGCAGACUCAGAAGAUUCAUCUCAUAGAAGAAGAUCAAGGAAAUAUGAUCGAUCUCCAUCUCCAAGAAGAAGCAGAUAUCGAAGAUCUCGUUCCAGAGAUAGAAGAUCGCGUUCCAGUUCCAGAGAUAGAAGAAGGAAAGACUCUAGUCGUUCACAACAAGAAUGGAAACAGCAAGCAGCAUCUCAAUCUCAAUCUUCUACUCCUAAUCCAGCUAAUCCUGGUGGUUAUGUUCCAGCAGUUCAUAAUCAAUACCAGGCACCACCACCUCCAAACACCAGUCAACCACCACCACCUUUGCCAGCUUAUAACCAAGGCUACAAUAAUUACAAUUACAACUAUGGACAAGGCUAUGACUACAGCUACCAGCAACCCACUGGUUAUCGCAGUGACUAUCCACCACCAAAUUGGCAAGGAAAUCAGGUAGCUUAUAACAAUCAACAACCACCACCUCCACCCUCACUAACAUCCCAGCAAGAAUCAUCAAGACCAGUGGAUAGUGGUUCCUCUGGAUUAGUGUCGUCCUUGGCAAGACCGGAAGAUGCCAAGAAGGAAGCAGCAAUCGCAGCUGAGGUAAAACAGCAAAAAGCAACUCUGGCUAAACAGCGUGAAGAAUACGUUAAGAAAUCUACUACGUUACAACGCGAAUUGGAGAUUCUGCGACAGCAGUGCGAUGAAAUUGGUAAAGAAGGUGGAAGAGAGAAUAAUCGUAUUAUAAAAGAGAAUCAGAAAUUGCAGAUUGAGAUACAAAAUAAAAUGAAAUCGAUACACAAUGUAAUCGAUAUGCUUACCGGAAUUAUAGGAGAUAAAGCUACUGUUGAUGAUCUGAAAAGCAAGUUUAAAUUAGAAAUUAGCAAAUGUUCAAGAAGUCCCAAAGAAGACUUUCCGAAAGGAAAAUCGUUGUCGCCCGACCGAUCAUCGGCAUCCGACUCCGACAAGGAAUCCAAAAUUGAAAGGGACAUGAAAGAACGAAGGUCUCCCGAAGAUUCUAAACCUAUGUACAAUUUUGUACAUUAUGACCCAGAAAUGCACUGGUGUAAAGUCUGCGAUAUAUUUCCUAAAACGGCAAAGGAAUAUUUGAAUCAUCUGCAUAGCAAUGAGCACAAAGAAGCUUGCUUAGAGCGCAAGAUAGUUGAUAUGCCGUGGCAUGAGCGGAAUGGAGAGGGAACGGAAAAGGAAGUGCCCUAUUAUCCUGGACUGCCAACGAAAAGAACACCUAUUAAAGGUUUACAGUUCUUCAGUGCUGCAACUGCAUGGUACUGCAAGCUUUGCGAUUCCUGGAUCGGGGAUCUCCAUUGUGCAAGUUUGCACCUGAAAUCUAAACAGCAUUCAGAAAAUUAUUCUCGUUUUGUCGAGCAAAAUCCACAUUGGGAAACCGAUUGGAUGGCAGAUCGUGAGAAAGCAUUCUCAGAGGAGAAACACAAACAGAUCCAAAUGGAAUUGCAGAAACACAAAGACGACGACCCGCCACCAAAGUCAAAGAAAUCAAAGAAGUCAAAGAAGAGUAAGAAGAAAUCUAAGAAGCGAAGAAACAGAAGCAGUGGUAGUGACAGUUCCAGCGAAUCAGAAAAUUCGGACACAGAUUCCGAUCAGGAUAUGUCCAAGAGCAUUCGUGUCGCUAUGCGAAAUAAAAUGAAAGCAUCGACGCAAGCCAUUCUGAACGAAGAGAUAGAUUAUCAUCGGAUAAAAUUGAAAGGACACUGGUCAAAAAUGGCGCAACACUUGAGUCAGUCUCUGACUCCAGAACCUCAACCUGUCGAAACUGAUGAAAGACAGCUAUUGAAUUCGAUCAGAGACAAAUUAAAAGCGAAGCAGGAAGAAGAAAUGAAGUCUAUUAGUAAUCGUAGGCUGAGUCAAGAGAAAGCAAUCGAAGAAGAGGAGGAAGAACAAGAACAGGCUUCUUUCUCAAACAAAUCAAAGCCGGAGAAUUUGGAAGCUUGGGGACCAAAAGAACCUCCUAAACCCUUCUGGAUAAAGAAAGAAGAGGAAAAACCGCAACCCAUAGCCAACAAACCAAUCGAAUUACCCAAACCAGAAGAAAUGCCUAAACCACAUAUGGGAUUCUGGACAAAACAGCAAGUCAACAUGACCGUAAAACCGCCCGAAAAUAAAUCUAUAGAGAAGGAGGAUGAGAGACAAAGAGAAAGCGAUAGAUACAAAGACGAUCGGGAUAGAAAGUAUGACAGACGGGAGGAUAAAUAUGAUCGUUAUAGCAGCAGGUACGAAAGAAGGCGAGGGCGAGACAGAGAUCGUGAUCGUGAUAGAGAUAGGGAUAGGGACCGUGAUAGGGACAGGGACAGGGAUAGAGAUCGAGAUAGGGAUUAUUACGAUGAUCGAAGAAAACGAGAGAGUAAUGAAUCUCCUCGACGUGAAAGAAGUUGGCGCGACAGCCCAAAGAGAGGUUAUGAUAAAUAUGGUAAAGACAGAAGAGAUGACAAUUCAUCCAACGACGAGUCCAAAUUCGAGAAGAAAACAAAUGAAUCCGCGUCUAAAUCUAAGAAGGGUAGUAUACAGACUAAAAAGUCAACACCUCAGGUAUCGAAAGGUAAAUUACCUUUCAUUGGUAGAUUACCACUAUUUAAGAAGAAAGCUGAAGAACCAAAGUUGCCUGAGAAAGAUAUUACUCCUCUUCCCUAUCAACAGAGCAAAUUCGAAGAUACACCGAAAGUUCCCAAUGAGAUCAUAAACCCACCUGGUGUUGUACAUAUCACCAAGCUUGCAACUCCAAUAAAUCUGGGUAAUAAUAAUAAUAACACUACUAGCAGCAGUAGCAAUAAUAAUAGUACCAUUACUACCACAGCUAAUAGUACAAGCACUCUACCUCCUCAAACUAACAAAAGUCAACCGAUGAAAAUAUUGGUAGCUCCACCACCUCCGGUAUUGAAUGAAACGAAACCAACACAGCAGGUGGUCGAUAUGGAGAUUGAAGAUCAAUCCGAGGAAACAGUAAUAGAGGAACCAAUAAUAGAGCAGCAAAAACAAACGCACAGUAUAUCGAAAUUACCUCUGCCUCCACAUCCUCCUCCUCCUCUGAAUAGACCACCACCACCUUUCUCGACUACGUCGCAGCAGCAACAGCAGCAACAGCAACAGGCAACGGUGCAAAGCAGACCGCAAUUUCCCACGAAUCGGCCUCCGCCGCCAUUUAUGACAACUCCGCCACCGUUCGUUCAGAGUCAAGCACGAUUUCCUCCUCAUCAACCAGUACGGCCACCAGUGCAAAGUCAUCCUCCUUUCAUGGCAAACCCACCGCCACAAAUGCCCACUGUAUCUCCUUUCGUUCAAAAUCAUCAAAAUCCACCACCACCUCCGCUACCAACUGUUGAGAAUACUACACAAGAUAUUUCUGACAUCCCGGAACCCACUGAAAAACGAACUGACCCAAGCAUUCCUCUGCCUGAUGAUUUGCAAGAGGCCCUAAAUAUAAUCUUCCCGAAAGAGGAAACAGAAACGAAACAACAAAGUCAGCAAGAAAGUAACAUUAUGUAUUCAUCUAUGUAUAGUAUGUUAGGGUGUGUUGGGUACGGCCCAGAAUAUAUGGAUCAACCACCACCUGAAAUUACUCAAGCGGAGACAGAAGUAGAUACUCAACCUGGACCAGAUGAUUUGAAGAUGUUAGGCAUUGACGAAGGAGAUACAAUCCUAUAAAACUUUUUAUAAACUCACAAUGUUCUCUGGUUCGAAUGUUUUUUUGAUAAGGAUUUAGCGUUAAACUAUAAGUCACGUCGACCGUCUAUCCCUUCUUCUUUGAAACGAUUACAAUUUGUAAUUUCUCAAUGUAAAAUUUAUACGUAAUGUAUAUUAACAUCGAAUAUUAUGUAAUUAUGUAAACUAGUAUUUUAAGUAAGAAAUAGUAAAUGUUUCUUUCUCAUGUGCUAAUAGCGAAUCAGUUGAUGCUAAAGCGUUGCCUUAGCGAAAUAACUGAGUGAAAUGAGCCUACGAAAGAUUUACUAUUUUUUAUUAAAUAUACUGUUUUCAUUUAAUUCUGAUUGAAAAAGAUAUCUCCAGAUUUUUAUGAGUUUGUAAAAACUAAACAGUUAAGCUAAACGUUACAGUGUCAUAUAAUUACUUUUACUUAAGGUGUAUAUAUAUAUAUAUGCACCUUAGACACAUGUCAAAACUUAAAUUUCCAUAUGUGUAUAAGAGUAUUAAAAACACUUCUUUAGAGAUAUAAGUAAUCAGCCUAUUUACUUUUCCAGAACACAUUUGAAUACUAGUAAGAACAGCAUAAACACUAUUUAGAAAACAAAUUCAAAGUGUACAUUUGAUUUAUGAAUAAUAUUCCACUAAUAAAUAACGAAAUUACAUGAAA
Bombus pascuorum is the source of this 4537-nucleotide messenger RNA. RefSeq names its product zinc finger matrin-type protein CG9776-like. Gene Ontology annotation, biological process: positive regulation of DNA-templated transcription; negative regulation of DNA-templated transcription. The coding region runs from base 187 to 3873 and encodes 1228 amino acids. The transcript is spliced from 9 exons. The record is from RefSeq and is a predicted model, not a curated record. Gene Ontology annotation, cellular component: nucleoplasm. Gene Ontology annotation, molecular function: zinc ion binding; nucleic acid binding. Lineage: Eukaryota; Metazoa; Arthropoda; Insecta; Hymenoptera; Apidae.